Molecule: messenger RNA, 1599 nt
Organism: Trichomonas vaginalis G3
Lineage: Eukaryota; Parabasalia; Trichomonadida; Trichomonadidae
Exons: 1
Coding region: 1-1599 (532 amino acids)
Source: RefSeq, a predicted model, not a curated record
AUGGUUGAAAAUAGUGUAGAUACAUACUAUGGACGCGACAUAUACUUACCAGGAGUCACUCAUUAUUAUUUGUAUGGUGAUUUUUUUGAAUCAGUAGAUAGUUUACCCAACUCUUUUAGAUUGCAUUUUAGUGGCACUUACUUGAUUACAAUUGGUACAUCAUCUAAAACAAUUUAUGUUGAGCGUUCAUCCAUUAUUGUUAUUAUUCGUAAUGAUGUUCAAACAGAGUAUCAAAAAAUUAUAACUGGCGUGACCUCUAUAACAUUUCCUGCAGGAAAUGCAGAUAGUUGUGUACAAUUAAUUUAUGCAAACUUUAAUGAAGAGAGUUCUUAUUCAUAUACAUAUGACAUAAUUCACAAUCCAAAAGAUCUUGAAAUAGGUUAUUAUGCCAAAAAUAAUCAAAGAUAUGCUAAUCUAAUCAUAUAUUCAGAUUCUUCAAUGUUUGUUUCUGUUGAAAAUUUAUGUACUGGGAAGAAAGACGAAUGGAUGUUACCGAAAAACGAGGCAUUUAUAUAUACAAUCAAUUUGAAUGAGCAGAUUAAAGUAAGGGCCGAUUCUCUUGAUAGAAGCUUAACUUCCGAAUUAUUUGAUCAUUCAAAACCAAAAUUUAUUACAUCAUUAACCGAAAAUAUCAAAUAUCCAUAUGAUAUUUGUAAUCUAUCAGAAACGAAUUUUUAUUUUUGCAAUGUCUCAACAAAGAAAACAUAUCUAUGCGAUUCUGUACAAACAGGAAUCUUGAAUCCUUCUCUGUUCGAUUUUAAUAGUCCGUUGGUAUCUUCAAAAUCAGGGACUAAUGAAUUAGUAGCAAUUAAUUAUUAUUCUGGAGAUGAUGUUAUUGUUAAUGAUUUUGGGACAUUUAAAAGUUCUAAUUCAGAAAAAUUAUGGGCAUUUUCAACAAUACCGAUUGCUUGUGCAGCUUCUGGAUAUAGUCUCAAGACAUAUUAUAAUAAUGGAUUAUAUGGAUGUCGAUCAGAUUCUGGAAAUGUAACUGUUCUUAAAGCAAAUAUUGAAGAAAAUGUCACUAGAAGUUUAAACAUCCAAACAGAUACAAAUAACAUCGAAGCGGUCGAUGAUUUCGUUUAUUUGGCUGGAGGAAUCAACUCACUGGAAAUAAAUGGAACCCUAAAUAUUUCUUUUAAAGGAAUUUUAUUUAUUCCAAACAUGACAGAUCUUGAAAUUGUUGAUUCAUCCGUGGAACCUAAAUAUGAAGGAUACUAUUUUGAUUCUCAGAAUAUUGCUUCAAUUCAAAUUAGAUCAAAGAAACUCGUUAAGUUCAAAAUAUUCUGUAUAUGGGAAGAUGAACCAUUACCAAUAUGUUACAAUGUUCCUACAGGUAAUUAUAACUUUUCUUCAAAAUUAAUUUUUGCAAGUGAAUUUCAGUUCCAUACAAGUCGUACAAAGUUUGACUACAAAUAUUAUCAUACGUUUGAAGAAGACCGUUAUAUAACAUAUCUUCGUAUGAUGAAUUACAAAAUACCAGUGGAUUACAAAUAUAAAUGUUUCGGAAUUUCAUUAGAAGGUGAAAAUAAACAUUUCAGUGAAGAAUUGACAAAUGAUACUAGUACUCACAUUGAUAAAAAACUUUUUAUCAUCAUAUGA